Messenger RNA from Cordyceps fumosorosea ARSEF 2679, 198 nucleotides. RefSeq lists its product as hypothetical. Bases 1 to 198 code for a protein of 65 amino acids. Lineage: Eukaryota; Fungi; Ascomycota; Sordariomycetes; Hypocreales; Cordycipitaceae. The transcript has a single exon. The record is from RefSeq and is a predicted model, not a curated record.
AUGAACAGCGCGACUGGCCCAAUUCCCGGAGGCUGGAAGUUUGGCUUGCGUGACUCCAUUUCCAUGGCCAGCAGCCGUCUAGUUGGGCGGAUAAUGAUCGGAAAACUUCCAGCCGGUAGGGGUUUCCCGGAGACUGAAGCUCUUCUGAGUCAGGUUCCGCUACCAGCCGAAAUCAAUGAAGAUAACUGUCUCAGUUGA